Mycena citricolor is the source of this 1417-nucleotide messenger RNA. The record is from the annotation of a GenBank genome assembly. Lineage: Eukaryota; Fungi; Basidiomycota; Agaricomycetes; Agaricales; Mycenaceae.
GCCAGCUGGAGUGCUGUCAGUUGCACAGCAAAUCUUUUUACCUCCUGCCCUGUGUAAGGCAUAGAGAACCUCAAGCUAGUGCUCGUCGGCGACUCCGGAGCGGGGAAGACCUCCCUCGCCUCACGUUUCAGCGAUCCGGAGCUGUCCUGGCCGGAUUACAUGCCCCGAACCUACAGCAACUGGGCAAACGCCGUGGACCUCCACCCAACUGCGGCUGAGUCAGCUCUCGGAGUCCCGCAGACAGUGCGGAUGGAGAUGUGGGACUCCAUCGGAGCGGAGGAAGGGGACCGGCUGCGUCCCUUGUCGUAUCCCAUGACGGACAUCUUCGCGCUGUGUUUCGCGGUGGACGAUAGAGAGGCGCUGGCGCGGGUCCGGAACAGGUGGAUCCCUGAGAUCAGGUAUCAUAUGCCUUCGGCAGUCGUUGUGCUGGUGGGCACGAAGAGCGACUUGCGUACGGAUGUCAAGGAAGAGGCUGCGUUCUGGACCAGGGAGGAAGCAUAGCAGCUCAUGCACGACGUGGGUGCUAGAGCAUACAUCGAGACGUCUGCCAAGAAUGGAAAUAAUGUUCCCAAAGCAUUCCAGGCGGCGCUGAAGGAGAUUUUCAAGAGCCGGAGGGGUGCGAAAAGGAAGAUAUACAGGACACCUGUUUGUAUCAUUCUGUAAAUGCCAGUCGGAGUUUGCUGCGUUCCGCCAAGCCACAUGGACUGAGCUUCACAGGCGUACUCGCACGUGUUUUCGAUCGAGGCUUCGGCUCGGCUACCCCGCGUCUAUCUCCUUCUUAGCCGACGACGACCACCUCUAAGCUCCAAGCUCCAUGGUGCAUGCUCCUGUAGAGUCAUUCGUGCGCAACUCACGCCGUAUUCUCAACACGCCCGUCGCCCCCCACCGCCUUGCACGUAUCGCUGGCUCAGCGCCGCAGGCCGUGAAAGAAUACGCCGUGAAAUGGCUCGAUAUCUACCACGCGCCGGGCAACUCGUGCUUUGCGAUGCCCAUGGCGAGCGAGAGCGUCGUCACGCGGGUGGAGCUUACAGAUUCGGUUGAGCUUGUGAUGGAGUGCGAGGUCGAGGUCACAGCAGAGAUGUUGGACGCUGAGGGCAAGGCCGCCAACUCAUUUCUGUUCUCCGUUAUAGACGAAGCUACAUCGUCCGCAGUCACUGCAAUCGACUUCGCGUCCCGCGGACCUGACGCCGUCUCCGGCGUCUCUUUAUAUCUCAACACGUCUUUCCACAACCCUGCAUACCUGUGUGUAGGCUCCGUUCUCCGCUUCAUCUGCACAGCACGGCCAUCCGUCGGCGGUGUGACGAACUGUACAUGCGAGGUUUUCGACGCGAAGACUAGCCGUCUCGUCGCAACAGGUGUUUUCUCGGGAAUGGCUCAGAGAAUCUCUGCGGGAUCUCUCCCAGCUUCUCGAUUGUGA